This is a messenger RNA of Miscanthus lutarioriparius, 1983 nucleotides long. NCBI's taxonomy places the organism in Eukaryota, Viridiplantae, Streptophyta, Magnoliopsida, Poales, Poaceae. The record is from the annotation of a GenBank genome assembly.
AUGGCUAAUAUUGUAAGGAUCACCCACAACGUCGACACGGGGAACUAUAAUGAUUUUAUCCUCGCACUUCGUGACAUCCUCACCGCGCACGACGACAACCCAAGGCAGUUUGUCUGCGACUAUCGUAACGGUAGGAUCCAUCAUGUGCUUCCCAAACAGAAGCUUCCCAGAGAACCGAAGAGGUGGAUAUACAUCAAGCUUGUACUGAAAGACGGCGCAGAGACAACACUCGCCGUCCGGGAUGACAACGUGUACCUGAUUGGCUUCAUGAAUCAGAGAGGAGAAUUGUUCGAGUUUGGUUUCUCGGGGACGAUUGACCGUAGCAAGAGAAGCAGGCCUAUGCUCCGAGGGUCCAGGUUCUUGGAAUGCGAUGUCAACUACGGGAGCCUACUACAUGGAGGGGCGCGGAACCUUAAGAAUAUGGAGCUUGGCCGAGCGUUCGCGCUCUUCGCCGUGAGGCAGCUGUCAGGCUACUAUCAAGGUCAAGGCCGCAUAGUUGGCGACAACACCAGACGUGCACUGGCAGGCCUCAUGGUGAUUGUCUGCGAGGCCACAAGGAUGCGCCCGCUCCUGGAGACGGCGGGCUGGCAUGACAGGUUCAGCUGCUUCAUCAAGAGCAAGCACGUAGACUACAUUUGGGGUUGGGGCGACAUGUCAGAGGCGCUGCUGCGGUGGAAAAGGGACGGGAACACCUUCCAAUUCCCCAAGUGUCUGGAGGAUAUCGGGGUCGGAGGCCCAUGUAAGGCACUUGACAUAGUUGAGCUGCUGCUUAACACGCCCAUCCACCGUGAUCCGCCUCGAUGGCGGGGGGAUCAGCGGCGCCAGCGGCCCGCGGCAGGUGACGACGACGCCAGGCUAUCGGAGCAACAGCGCCGCGCGGCAGGUGACCGUGGCCAUCCGUCGGAGAAGCAGCGGCCCGCUGCAGGUGAAGAUGGCAGCGGAUCCGGGCAGCAGCAGUCUCCUCCUAAUAAAAGGAGGAGAACCGAGCAGCAGCAUGACCAGGACCAGCCGCAGGAGCAGCAGCCGCCGCCGCCGCCGCCGUCUGACAAGGGCAGCGGGGAAUCCCAGCAUUCCCAUCAGCAGGAGACACCACCGGUAUCGCCUGCUGACGAUUACGUGGCCUGUGGCCGACCAUUGGUGGAGGUGUUCGCCGUGCGCGCCGGCUUCCAUUUCGUCGGCACCAUUGCCGUCUUCGACGGCAUGCGCGGCCAGGUCAUCUACGAGAACGAGAACAAUGGCGGUGCUCCUCCUAUCCACGGCUCCUCUUCGCGCUCGGGUGACGACGACCAGGGCUACGCGCCGCUGCUGCUGACUGGGCCAUACCGAGCGAUCUCCGCGUACGGGAGCUUCACCAUUGAGGUUGACAUCUGCGGCGCCGUGAUGGCGGCACAACAAGACCAAGGCUCAGGAGACGUUGGUGAGCUGAAUUGGGAUUGCUACGACGAAGAAAAGGUUUACGACAGGCCAGUUAGAGAGACCAUCACAACGAGCAGCAGCGGCCGCAAGGUAGAGGUGACCUACGCGGUGCUGAGCGACGCCGUGGAUGCCGAAUUGGAAGUCCACCUUCGCCUCCCCGGAGCGACUGCUGAAGGCCGUGGCGCCGUCGUCUAUGGUCGCAUCGCCACGCGCAGCAAGGCCUUCCAUCAUGAACACCUAGCGUGGAGCGUGCUCUUCGACUCGGAGGUCGACGGGGUGUCCCUCGUCGCCGAUGGCGCCGGCUCCAUUGCCCGGUUGCCGCUGGCACGGUCUGUCGUGGCCAUGCCACUUGGUUCGCCGCUCGUGAUAAUGGCAACCCUGUACGAUGCACCGCCAAGCCAAUAUGGUGUCAGCCCCGUCUUUCAGUGCCAGGAUAUGGAGCUCACCCUAGAUGACCGCAUGAGGAGACGCUCCGCCGACAACGGCGGCGAGUUUGAAGUGAGCAUCACCUCGCCUGACCGCUAUCGUCCCCGGCCAAGGCGAAAUGACACGGCGACCCCACGAUGA